Messenger RNA from Verticillium dahliae VdLs.17, 753 nucleotides. RefSeq lists its product as uncharacterized. The coding region runs from base 1 to 753 and encodes 250 amino acids. The record is from RefSeq and is a predicted model, not a curated record. The transcript is spliced from 2 exons. NCBI's taxonomy places the organism in Eukaryota, Fungi, Ascomycota, Sordariomycetes, Glomerellales, Plectosphaerellaceae.
AUGUCCUCUCAAGACUACUACGGAGGUGGGGGAGGUGGCUAUCAACAGCCGCAAGGUUACAGCCAAGGCCAAGGACCUCCCCAGGGCUACCAAUCGCAAGGCUACCCUCAGCAGGGCGGAUACCCUCCACAAUCGUCAUACAACCAAGGCCCUCCCCAGCAGAACUACGGCGGCGGACCCCCAUCGCACCAGCCCUACGGUCAAGACAACCGACAAACUUCUCCCUAUCCUCCUCAGCAUCAGUAUAAUCAGCCUUCACCUCAGCAGGCCUACGGCGGCCCUCCUCCUCACCAGAGCUAUGGAGGUCCCCAACAAGGCUACGGCGGGCAUUCGCCGCAGCCAAGCUACGGAGGCCACUCGCCCCAACCCGGCUACGGCCAGAGCCAUCCUCCCCAAGGCUACGGCCAGGACAAUCGGCAGCACUCGUCCUACCCGCCGCAGCACGGCGGUCUCCAGCAGAGCGGGUAUCCAGCAUACCCGCAGCAGGGCCAGCACGGCGGUCCCCAGGACGAGCGCGGCCUUGGCGCGACGCUCGUCGGCGGCGGAGCGGCCGGCUGGGCGGCCCAUGCCGCAGGUGGGGGUGCGCUUGGCACUAUCGGAGGCGCCGUGGCCGGUGCCAUCGGCGCCAACUUGUUGGAGAACAAGUUCGAGAAGAAGCACAAGAAGCACAAGAAGGAGAAGAAGGAGAAAAAACACCACAAGCGGAGGGGAAGCGGCAGCUCCAGCUCCAGCUCCAGCUCUGAUUCGGAUUAA